GUGCUAUACAGUAAGACCUUGUUUAUCCAUCCUGUAUAUAAUAGUUUGCCUCUACUAAUGAAGAUGUGUAGCUUUUAAAGUCCUGGUCUGCCCUUCCCAUUAUCUGGAAUGUUCUAAAUUUCUGCUUACUUUACAGGGCCUGGUUCCUUCUUACUUCUCUUCCCAGCAUGCACAUCUGGUCACAUUAUGAUUUCAAAUCUCUUGGCAAUUCCUCUUUGCCUCCGUAAUGUGACAUUGGAGGACUCUUGUCUCCAUCACAGAAUUUUCUUCUAUCGGUUCCCCAGCCUCAGCAAGCUCCUUGUGGUCCCUCUUGUGGCCAGCUCCCCACUUCCCCCUUGGCCUUGGCAGGCUGAGUGCCUCUGCCUGAGGGUCCCUUACCUGUCCUAUGUGGUAACAGGUCUCAGUUCUGUGGCUGCUUGGCUGGAAAGCCUUUCCCAACCUGUUCCUUCAUGAGAAUCUGGCAGGGUUUUACAUGUGGUUUGCAUGCAUGUGGGAGGACAGAGUUAUCAAAGUAUGUGGUUAGCAGCACUGAAUGACCUGGGUUCUAAUCCCAGCUCCACUACUAGCAGUUUGGUCUUUGCAAGGUGCUUACCCUUUAGAUGCCUCUGUUUUCUCAUCUGUGAAACUGGUAUAAUAAUGGAGUAGUGUGAUUUAAAUGAAUUAAUCUUAUAAAGCACUUAAACCAUGCCUAGCUUAUAGUGAGAGCUUAGACAUUAACUGUUAUCAUUAGUUUUAGUUUCAGAAAUAUGGCUUGAACUCAUUUAAAAAAUCCUACUAUACUGUUGUUUUUGCAGGAGUUUUAGUAAAGAUUGCAGUGUAAUUUGAAACCCUGUUCUUUUUUUUAAUUUAAUUUUUUGGAGCAUAGUUGAUUUACAAUGUUGUAUUAGUGAAACCCAAUAUUUAACUGUUCCUCAACUUCAUUGAGGUUGAUAUCAGAUGUCGAUUUUAGGAAAAAUAACAUAUAUGAGACAAAAAGAAAUACUUUUUGAAAGAAAGAAAGAUUCCUGGGGAUACAACCUUUUAACAGAAUGAUGGAGACACCAUCCUACCAGCAGUUAGCUGGUUGGGGAUUUACCUAUAGUUCUUCCAUUUCAGAGGUUAUAUUGUCCUCACAGGAAAUUUCUUUGCAGCCCUUUGGGUAAAGGAGAAAUCAAUAUUAUUUAUCAGAGGACUUCUCUGGGAAUGCAAAUCAUCAUAUGCUUGCAACCAGAUCCACAUAAAGGAGAUGGUUUUGAAUAUAAUUACUUUUUUUGUAUUUUCAUAUCCUCUAUAAAUAUUCCCCCCUGGGAGAAAAAACUUUUCAUAAUUACUACCACACAUUGUAUUUAACAUUAAUAUGCUCCUAUCACUGAUCCUUUUCUUCCUUUUUGUUUUUCUUCCAACAUCACGGUAUUAUAUUCUGAGGUUUAACUAUUUCAGUUUUUCCUUAAUUUGGCCACCAGGUGGGGCACUGGCUCCUUUAUAACGUCUGGACAGACCGGCUAGAGUUUGGUUUCCUCACUGAGAUGGCUGACUUGCCCCUCCUCAUUCUGAAGGGACCCCCUGGAGAAACUGUUGAGCCUUGUCUCUGGGAGUAGGUGGGGGAAACUGGUUGGGCCAGUGUUAGAUCUGAGGGAAUCUCAGGGCUUUUCAGGCCUGAUCUUGUUGGGUUAGUAAUAAUAGUGGCUUACAUUUCAUAGGUUUUGAGUAACUUGAAUUUUGCCAGAAAUACAUGUAAACCUACUUGGCAACAAGUGAAUCAAGUUUUCCUCAGAUUAUCUGGUCCCAUCUUGAUGGCUCAAAAGAAACGUUAAAUGUGGCAACCUUGACUGUUAUGUUAAACAGGUCUUAUUUAAAUAAAAUAGAAAUUGUGGAAGCAAACCAUUGCAUUUAAAACUGUUCUUGGAGGUGAAAACUAGGGGAAAAUUGUGUAUAAUGCGAAUACUUAAUGUUAAAAAGCAGAUUAUGAAUUUUUGCUUUUUCUUCAGCAAUAUGCUGAAACAUUAUUGACUGUUUUAAGAUAUCAAUGCCUUAUGGAAUUAUCAAUUACAUUUUUCUAGAAUGAAAAACAAAUUUAAAUUUCUUGCUUUGAAACCCUCAUAAGUCAUAGUAAGUCCCAAUUUAAACCAUAAAAAAACUACAAAACUCCCAGCCAAAUUUACCACCCCCCAAACUUUUAAAUUUUAUAAUCUACCUGUAGAUGGUAAAACUGAAUUAGGAGUGAUUACCAGAUUUAUAGACACUAAGUCAGAAUCGGAAGUUAGAAGGCUCUUUGAUAAGCAUUCCUCUUAAACUUGAUUUUUAGAGUUUAGUGAUUAAUUAGGUUUCAUGCUUAUGUAAUGUAUUAUAAAAAUCUAGAACUAGUGGUAGUAUGUGACUGUGAUUCUCAGAAAUAAUAAUUUCAUGUGUCCCUUUUAGGCAAUGUGAAAUUAUACUGCUAUAUGUCCCAUCACCACCACUGCCAACUUGGGCAAUAAUAUACAACUCGUUUAUUGGCCCUAAGGGAGGGCAGACUGUAUUCUUCUUGUUUAAAAUGAAUGAGUUGCUUUAGUACAGCGACUGAGAGGAGAGAAGGGAGUGAGAGUGCUCUUUGUUUAAGUUGGUGUGUUACAGUUUUCUUGGGCAGCAAGUAUGAAAAUGAAGCCCAAGCCUUAGCUCAUUCUGCAUGCGGGUUUUCUUUCUCACAGCAGCCCAGUGUCUAUUUAACAUAUGGGAGUGGUUUCAUGUUCAUUACUAAAGCUUAUAGGCUAAAGUGCUUUGUGGGCUUGGCUAUGACUUAAGUUGCCUUUGGGGAGUCAGCCAGAAAACGGGGCUUGGGAACAGCCUGUCUGUGGACUCUCUGGGUAGUCAGUUUUUUUCCCCUCUCAGCUUUCAGCUGCUUUGGAGAUUAGUUUCAUAGUAAAGAUUCUUUCUUUAAAGCAAUAUGAAGCGACUGCUUGCACAGGGGCACCAGCUCCUUCGCUUUUACCCUGUCUCAAGCCAACAUGUCACUGAAGAAUGAGCCAAGAGUCAACACCUCGGCACUGCGGAAAAUCGCUGCUGACAUGAGUAAUUUGAUAGAAAAUCUGGACACGCGGGAGCUCCACUUUGAAGGAGAGGAGGUGGAGUAUGAUGUGUCUCCCAGCGAUCCCAAGACACAGGAAGUGUAUAUCCCUUUCUCUGCUAUUUAUAAGACUCAAGGAUUUAAGGAGCCUAGUAUACAGACGUAUCUCUCCGGCUGUCCAGUGAAAGUGCAAGUUCUGGAAGUGGAGCGCUUUACGUCCACAACAAGGGUACCAAGCAUCAAUCUUUACACCAUUGAAUUAACACAUGGGGAAUUUAAAUGGCAAGUUAAGAGGAAGUUCAAGCACUUCCAAGAAUUUCACAGAGAGUUGCUCAAGUACAAAGCCUUUAUCCGAAUCCCCAUUCCUACCAGAAGACACACAUUUAGAAGACAGAAUGUCAAAGAAGAGCCUCGAGAGAUGCCCAGUUUGCCCCGUUCAUCUGAAAACAUGAUCCGAGAAGAGCAGUUCUUUGGUAGAAGGAAACAACUGGAGGAUUACUUAACAAAGUUACUAAAAAUGCCUAUGUAUAGAAACUAUCAUGCAACAACAGAGUUCCUUGACAUAAGCCAGCUGUCUUUCAUCCAUGAUUUGGGACCAAAGGGCAUAGAAGGUAUGAUAAUGAAAAGAUCUGGAGGACACAGAAUACCAGGCCUGAAUUGCUGUGGUCAGGGAAGAGCCUGCUACCGGUGGUCAAAAAGGUGGUUGAUAGUGAAAGAUUCCUUUUUACUGUAUAUGAAACCAGACAGUGGUGCUAUUGCCUUCGUCCUGCUGGUAGAUAAAGAAUUCAAAAUUAAGGUGGGGAAGAAGGAGACAGAGACAAAAUAUGGACUACGAAUUGAUAAUCUUUCAAGGACACUUAUUUUAAAAUGCAACAGCUAUAGACAUGCUCGGUGGUGGGGAGGGGCUAUAGAAGAAUUCAUCCAGAAAUAUGGCCCCAACUUUCUCAAAGAUCAUCGAUUUGGGUCAUAUGCUGCCAUCCAAGAGAACACUUUAACUAAAUGGUAUGUUAAUGCCAAAGGAUAUUUUGAAGAUGUGGCAAAUGCAAUGGAAGAGGCAAAAGAAGAGAUUUUUAUCACAGAUUGGUGGUUGAGUCCAGAAAUCUUCCUGAAACGCCCAGUGGUUGAAGGAAAUCGUUGGAGGUUGGACUGCAUUCUUAAACGAAAAGCACAACAAGGGGUGAGGAUCUUUGUCAUGCUCUACAAAGAAGUGGAACUUGCUCUUGGAAUCAACAGUGAAUACAGCAAGAGGACUUUAAUGCGUCUGCACCCCAACAUAAAGGUGAUGAGACAUCCAGAUCAUGUGUCAUCCAGUGUCUACCUUUGGGCUCAUCAUGAGAAACUUGUCAUCAUUGACCAGUCAGUGGCCUUUGUGGGUGGGAUUGACCUGGCCUACGGAAGGUGGGACGACAAUGAGCACAGACUCACGGAUGUGGGCAGUGUGAAGCGUGUCAUCGGGGGACCAUCCCCAAGCUCCGCCACAGCUGAAACAACAGAGUCUAUGGAAUCCUUAAGCCUCAAAGACAGAAGUGAAUCUAAUAAAGAUCUUUCCAUCCUGAAGAAUGUUGAUGAUGCAGAUUCAAAACUGAAAGGGAUAGGAAAGCCCAGGAAGUUCUCCAAAUUUAGCCUGUACAGGCAGCUGCACAGACACCACUUGCACAACGCAGAUAGCAUCAGCAGCAUUGACAGCGCCUCUAGUUAUGGUAAUCACUGUAGGAGUCGUCAGAAUUUAAUCCACGGUUUAAAACCUCACUUGAAACUCUUUCACUCUUCCAGUGAGUCUGAGCAGGGGCUCACUAGACCUAACUCUGCCACAGGCUCCAUCCGAAGUUUACAGACAGGGGUGGGAGAGCUCCAUGGAGAAACCAGAUUCUGGCAUGGAAAGGACUACUGCAAUUUUGUCUUCAAAGACUGGGUCCAACUUGAUAAACCUUUUGCUGAUUUCAUUGACAGGUACUCCACCCCCCGGAUGCCAUGGCAUGACAUUGCCUCUGCAGUCCAUGGGAAGGCGGCUCGAGAUGUGGCCCGCCACUUCAUCCAGCGCUGGAACUUCACGAAGAUUAUGAAACCAAAAUAUCGGUCCCUUUCUUAUCCUUUCCUGCUUCCCAAAUCUCAAACAACAGCCCAUGAGUUGAAAUACCAAGUGCCUGGGUCUGUCCAUGCUAAUGUACAGUUGCUCCGCUCUGCUGCUGAUUGGUCUGCUGGUAUAAAGUACCAUGAAGAGUCUAUCCAUGCUGCGUAUGUCCAUGUGAUAGAGAACAGCCAACACUAUAUCUAUAUAGAAAACCAGUUUCUCAUAAGCUGCGCUGAUGACAAAGUUGUGUUCAACAAGAUCGGCGAUGCCAUUGCUCAGAGGAUACUGAAAGCUCACAGGGAAAGCCAGAGGUACCGGGUGUAUGUUGUGAUACCACUGCUGCCAGGUUUUGAAGGAGACAUUUCAACCGGCGGAGGAAAUGCUCUGCAGGCAAUAAUGCACUUCAACUACAGAACCAUGUGCAGAGGAGAAAAUUCCAUCAUUGGACAGCUAAAAGCAGAGCUUGGCAAUCAGUGGAUAAAUUAUAUAUCCUUCUGUGGUCUUAGAACACAUGCAGAGCUUGAAGGAAACCUAGUCACUGAGCUUAUCUAUGUCCACAGCAAGUUGCUAAUUGCUGAUGACAACACUGUUAUUAUUGGCUCUGCCAACAUAAACGACCGAAGCAUGCUAGGCAAACGUGACAGUGAAAUGGCUGUCAUUGUGCAGGACACAGAGACAGUCCCCUCCGUAAUGGAUGGAAAACAGUACCAAGCUGGCCAGUUCGCACAAGGACUUCGGCUAAAGUGCUUUAGGGUUGUCCUAGGCUAUCUUUCUGGACCCAGUGAAGACCUUCAGGAUCCAGUGAGUGACAAAUUCUUCAAGGAGGUAUGGGUUUCAACAGCGGCUCGAAAUGCUACAAUUUAUGAUAAGGUGUUCCGGUGCCUUCCCAAUGAUGAAGUGCACAAUUUAAUUCAGCUGAGAGACUUUAUCAGCAAACCCAUAUUAGCAAAGGAAGAUCCCAUUAGAGCUGAGGAGGAACUGAAAAAGAUCCGUGGGUUCUUGGUGCAAUUCCCCUUUUAUUUCUUGUCUGAAGAAAACCUACUGCCUUCUGUUGGAAGCAAAGAAGCCAUGGUGCCCACAGAGGUUUGGACUUAAGAGUCAUAGGUGUUUGCAGCUCAAAGACUUCCACCCUGAAGAGUACAUAGCAUACUGUGACUUUCUGGAGACACAACAGCCAAAGCCAGACCAAGUGCACUCUUGUAUCCAACCUUGGAUCCUUUGGAUUGCUGGGAAGGGCUGUAAGGACAAGAAAUAUCAGCAGGGCUUUAUAAUUCCUCUAGCCUAUCCUUGUGAAAGGAGACUACAUUCUUAAGUAGCAUAUACCCCACAGCUUAAACACAUACUUAAAUUCCAUGACGUCUACCAAAGUGCGUGUUCUUCACUAACAAGAAUUUACCUGUAACUGUGAUCUACAUUGCCAAAAGUCAUCUCAACCUCCUUAUUUUUCCCUGAUCCUUACUUACACAGCUGAUGUCUGCUGGACGUGCCUUCUUCUUAUAGUUCAUGAAGGCUCUGAUGGAGAUAUAUUCAUUGCCAGAAGAUGUGAUGCCACUUCAAGGUUAUUCAGGGUUACAUGGGACGGUCCUGCUCAUCUGGUCCUAGAGUAUGUGUGCACCCAGCCGAGGAUGUGGUCUGCACUCCUUUCACGUGACUGAAAGGAUAGGACAGACCUUAGUCUACAUGGCAGCCCAUGUUAGGUGCUUCUGACUGACACCACAGAGCAACAGGAAGGAAUUAAAUUUGGUUGUUACGACAGAGAUUUCACUUUGCCUCCGAGGGCACUGACAAGAUGUGUCCUUGUGAUAGGGCCCACCUGAUCAAAUUUGAAAACAUGUGGGAUAUGUGAUUACACAGCAACCGAUGAAACUCAAAGACAGAGCAUGCUGCCUUUAGAAACUUCCAUGUCAAUAGGGAUCUGCUCCAGAUUAGAAGAGAAGAUUUCUAAUAGUCCUGUAAAUUUUCUGUCAUCCUUAGCUGCUAGGUUGAUUGAAAUUUGAGUUUCUACAUUUCAAAAAUCAAACCAGUGAAUACAACUUGUCUUUCAAGAGAAUCAGGAGCUUCAAAACUCGAACCAAGGGAAUGAGUAGGAGCCUAACCUUAUUUGAUAUUCAGCUCUCUAGCUGGGUUACCUUCUUUAAGAAAAAUUAACUGAUUGCAAAAUAUAUGCUAUUUCACUUGCAUUAUUAAAUAUAUAUUAACAUUCCACCAGGGCUUCCAAAGAGGUUAGAAUUAUUUAUUAAUUCACGUUAUCCUAGUCUGUGAAUUGUUCUGGAAACUCAGUUUUUGGAUGUUAGCCUACCUUUUGGCCCCACAUUGCUCUAAUUUUAUUAAGCAGAACUAUUCUCACAGCCUGAAGAACUAAUGUGGGCUACCAAGAGGCCUGAGGCACAUGUGUGUAGGUGUAAUGAUUACACAUCGAAGGGUUGCCUCAUCUGAAGAAGCAAGGAUCCAGUCUAUGUUUUCAUAGGGCUGAUGGUCCAGUGGGAAAGGAGCACUAAGUCAGUGACCUGGGGUAGUAGGAGAGAGACAGUGUCACACCUAGGAGAGAGUUUUACAAAUGAGGUGGGACUCUGUAACUCACCGUGGAAAUGAAUAAGCUUUUAUGAUGGCUGAAGAUUGUGAAAUGACUUCAUUCCACAGCAGGUAUAUGCAUAAAUUUGCUAUUUAUGAAGGUUAGAUUGGCAUUUAAAAUGUUGAGUGUACGUUCAAUACCUAAUGAUUUCUUAGGUUUUCUUUUUAAAUGUUUUUUAAAAUAUAGAACAGUCAACACACUGGUUCUUGAUUUUUUGCAAGGUGUUCCCAUAAAACCAUGACAAUUAAAGCCUGAAAGGGACCUUUUGUCUUUUUUAAAAAAAUCACUUAAUCCAACCUCUCCCCCUCUUAUAGAUGAAGAAACUGAGACCCAAUUUAGUUGCACUCGAAGGACUCACUGAGGUUCACCCAUUAGGAUCAGUGACAUUGCUACAGUUCAUGGCUGGUCUCUCCUUUCACUCAUUGGUACCCCAAAUGAGGAGCUGCAGUAAAUGGAUUUCAGACAUGAUGUCCUGAGCUAUUUUGAACCCUGUGAUAUUAUGUGUUUAUGUGCUUGUCCCUCUCACUUUCCAAGAAUGUAAGCUCCACAGGGCAGGGACUUCCCUAUGUUUUGUUCAUAGUAUAUCCUCAGAGCCUGGAACAGUGCCUGGCACAUAGGAGGUGCUCAGUACAUGUUUGUUGGAUGAAUAUAGGAGAUGGAGGAGAAAGCUAACGAAAUGAAAAACUUAUGGAGUCUCAGACAAGAAAUCUUCCUGCUGGUUUCCGUAGCAAGUUUCUUUUCUUCUGCAUCUUCUCAAAGGCAAGAUGAUCGUCUGCAAAAAUGAGAGGCUACAAGAUUUAUCUGGGUAGAUUUUAUGGGAAGUUCAGUGCAAUAACUGCCCAUUUUGUGGUGGCAGUUUACACAGUGCAGCAUUCUGCAAAAACUGCAUGGACUGUGGACACAGAUGUCCUGUAUGGCCUAAUUACCCAUCAUUCUCUGACACCAUGACUACCUAACAGUAGUUCAAAUAAUUUACCUUUAACAUUGCCAUGUCUGUUAUAAACUUUAAAAUGCAAGUGAUUCAAGAGUUUUUUAAAGCUCUUAUGAACCUGUUCCACCUCUUAAGUUGACUAUAAUCUUUUCGAAGUGCCUACAAAUGCCGUACCUGACACUCUGAUAACCUCUGUAAUAAUUUUUGUUUUCAAGAAGGAAAAAGUCUAUAAGAAUUAAAGGGUAGAAAGUGGUCAUGGCCUAGUAAAGCAAGUCAAAUUGGCCAAGCUUAGCUGUUAGAGGCAACUCAACACAGCACGUCUGGUGCAAGCAUUUUCUCAGGAGCAAGUAUCCAUUUUGUGACCCACCCUUCCAUGGGAUUGUCUUAGUUCCCAGGUGUAAUGAUCACAGAGAAGCUCAGAGAGUUAGAUGACUGAAUGGCAUACUGUAAUCAAAAUAGUGGUUUUAUUUCAGUAUCAUUUUUGGAAUAAAAUUUUGUUUGUAGGUAGUCAAAAACACAAGCCACUAAUCUCUUAAGUAAUAACUUGGGAAAUUGUAAUAGAUCAAGAAUUAACAGCCUUUCAGAUAAAAACAGCAAGCCAGGAGUUUCCGUUGUAACUCCAACAUAGUGUCUGUGAGGAGGCAGUUUCAAUCUCUGGCCUUGCUCAGUCGGUUAAGGAUCCGGCAUUGCCGUAAGCUGUGGUGAAGGUUGCAGACACAGCUCGGAUCCAGCAUUGCUGUAGCUGUGGCAUAGGCUGCAGCUCUGAUUUGACCCCAAACCCAGGAAUUUCCAUAUGCCCACAGAUGUGGCUGUAAAAAAUUUAAAAAACAAAAACAGCAAGCUGGGAAGACUUUUUUGUAGAUAUAAGGCAACAGACAGAACAGAUUUUACAUAUAUCAUGAAGAACCUGCAGUUCUUUCUACCUCUCCUUAUUCCUUAUUCCGUCAACCUUUGUCCCCAGCCAGAGUCCUUCCUUAUUAUGGAAGCCAUUCUAGAGGAAAAGAAAAUGAUUUCUUGGAAAAAAUAACAUUAGGCCUCUAUUAAAUUUUUGGUUUAACUCCUGUUUUUACGUGACUGACAAAAUACUAAUAUUUUUUAACAGAAGUAAUGGUUCUUUUUAACAUCUCUAAUCUGAUGUGGCACUGGAGCAUUUUCAGAGCUGUCCCCCUCUGUAGCGGGGCUAAAGAGGACCUUUCCUGUCUUCUCAUCUCUCUCUCCUCUCUCUUGUAUUAAAAGGGUAAACACUAAUGGAUUAUAAGUUUUCUUAGGAUACAUUUCUAUUUCCUUGUAAGAUCCUCUAAAACCAAUUACUACUGGCAGUUUGGAGGUUUCAAAUGGGUUUUAUCAAGGGUAGGCCUUGAGAAAUUCUUAAAUCUAGAAUUCCACUGGAAAAAAAUAAUUCAUUGGCAUCUCUCAGAACGUUGCAGGUGAAGAAUCAAUAGACUGGCAUUGAUUCUUUAGAGUGGGGCAGGUGCCACAAUAUGAUCCUUAGAGCAUUUAAUUCACAUGGGGGACAUUGCUUUGACUUGAGAUUGGGAGGAUUCAUUAAAGGAAUCCAAAACUCUAUGGCUUGAUUUCUUAUGAGUUAUUUUAUUUUUCCUUUUUAUCAGUUUUAAUUUUUAACUUAAGAGCAAAAAGUAGUCAAAGUAAGAUAAAUGAAAAUUUAUCACAUUAAUCAUUUUAAACUUUUAAGAGUUAGAGACUGGGAUGACAAUCCAACUAAAACGUAGGCUUAAUUACUCCUUCCUAUUCCCCAGCACCUAUAAUUGUUCACUUUAUUCUAGAUAAAUGCAUUUAAGUGAAUGUUGUCCUAGUUCUGUCUGAGGCUAGGAAAUAUAAUAUCAUGCACUCCUAAUGUAUAUUGCAUUUGGAUUCUUCACAUAAGAUGGUCUGGGUCAAAGAUGCUAAUAUUCUCCUCGAUUAUUUUAAAAAUUCAUACCCAAGUAUCGCAGUUGCAGCACAUGACUUCAAGACAAAAACCAGAUGCUUGAUGAUGAACAUCCAUUCCAAAGCUUCAGAUGUUCUGAACCGAGCUCGGGCUCCUAGCCUCACACUUAUGACAGAAUUUGGCAAAUUAAGGCUGGGCCUCCUGUUUUUGUAAAGAAAGUUUCAUUUGUACACAGCCAUGUCCAUUUGUUUACAUGCCUUAUGACCACAUGAUCCGUAAAGCCGAAAAUACUUACCAUCCUUAAGAAACACUUAUUGAUUCUUCCUCUAGAGGGCACGGAGAAUGUCCAGCUAGAUCACCUCAACCAAACCGAUUUGGGUGAGUUUUAACCUCUUCCAUGAACAAAGUUUUCCCUCUCCCAAAGCCCUGCAUUCUAUGAUAGAUUUAUUCUAACAAGGUAAUUCCUUUCAGGAAUGAAAAAUCCCAUGGUUUUUGGUUCUGAAAGAGUUAUUGUCCAUUAACGCAAGCCUGUCCCAGCUGAGCACUCAAAGACAAGCAUGGCUGACAAUGUUUGUCACUAAAGUGUUAAAUGAGGAUGGAUAGGCUGAAGGGUUUGUAUUCAGAAUGAGAACUGUGAACUCAAGAAACUCAGUAUCCCUGGAUUUUCCUUCUAGUAAGCCUUGGAAAUGAUGCAUACAUUCUCUGUCUCAUAGUUAAUGCUUUUUAUGCCUGGUCCCUUAAUUGCUGUUUUUUAAAUGUAAAUAUUCAUGAAUUAAACAAUUAAAGGUGUGAGAUCAGCAGCAUCCCUCUAUUUGAAAA
This is a messenger RNA of Sus scrofa (pig), 11303 nucleotides long. It is a transcript of the gene PLD1, whose product is annotated as phospholipase D1. Gene Ontology annotation, cellular component: intracellular membrane-bounded organelle; plasma membrane region. Gene Ontology annotation, molecular function: phosphatidylinositol binding; D-type glycerophospholipase activity. Gene Ontology annotation, biological process: phospholipid catabolic process; phosphatidic acid biosynthetic process; regulation of microvillus assembly. The record is from RefSeq and is a predicted model, not a curated record. NCBI's taxonomy places the organism in Eukaryota, Metazoa, Chordata, Mammalia, Artiodactyla, Suidae.